UUUAUUGAAGACUGAAGUUAUGAGACCUUCCAAUGACAAGCCUCAUAGUCCACCUUCAUCUUUCUGGUCUUCUUCAUUGAAUUUAGUUUUAUUCCUUGUAAUACCUUUGGUUGUGUUCUUAGUUCUUGUUUCUGCAUUGACACCAGAGCCAUCUUCUUUGUCUCCAUGGACAUGGAGAUUUGGCAACUUGGUUUCUAAUUCUUUUGGUUUCUCUCCUCCUUCACUAAUUGAAGAAACUCCAACUAACAUUUCCGACUUCAAGGCACGGACUAAUAAUUCCAUAGUGAUCAAAGGAUCUUCCAUCUUCAAUGGAUCCUCGACAGAUUCUUCUUUCCUGGAAGCCGAAACAGAUUAUUUUGCCUCCCACAGGUCCUUUUCAGUCGCAUUUAUUGAGAAAGAAACAGUUCAACUUCGCCACAUGUCGAAGAAUAACGAAUCUGAAGAUAUUGAUGUUACAUCCACAACAAGAGUUGUAAAGAGAUACAGCCAGUUGGAGAGGCUUGAAGCAAAUUUGGCAAGAGCCCGUUCCUCCAUAAAAGAGGCUGCUCUAGUUAGGAAUUUGACAUCGAUCCAUCAAGACCAAGACUACGUGCCUCAUGGCCCAAUAUACAGGAAUCCAAAUGCUUUUCAUAGGAGUUACUUAGAGAUGGAGAAGCUCUUCAAGAUUUAUGUGUACCAGGAAGGAGAGCCACCAAUAUUCCAUAACGGUCCAUGCAGGAGCAUAUAUUCCUCAGAGGGAAGGUUCAUUCAUGAAUUGGAAAAGGGCAAAUUUUAUAGAACCCAAGACCCCGAUGAGGCAUUGGUUUAUUUCCUUCCAUUCAGUGUUGUCAUGCUGGUUCAUUAUCUCUACGAUCCUGAAACCUUUGACACCGAUGCCAUUGGACGGGCUGUUGUAGACUACAUCGAUGUCAUUGCUGGUAAACAUCCCUACUGGAAUCGAAGCCUUGGUGCGGACCAUGUCAUGCUCUCCUGCCAUGAUUGGGGGCCGCGUGCAUCUUCCUAUGUUCCUCAUUUGUACCACAAGUCCAUUAGAGUUUUAUGUAACGCAAACACUUCUGAAGGAUUUAAUCCAGCUAAAGAUGCCUCAUUUCCAGAAAUCAAUCUUUUAACAGGUGAGGUGGAAGGGCUAUUAGGCGGUCCUUCUCCCUCUCAUCGGUCCAUUCUUGCCUUUUUCGCUGGCCGUCUCCACGGCUACAUCAGGUACCUCCUUCUGAAUGAGUGGAAAGACAAACGGGAUCCUGAUGUCCAAGUCUUUGACCAACUUCCCAAGGGAGUUUCAUACAUGUCGAAGCUGAAGAACAGCAGGUUUUGCCUAUGCCCGAGUGGAUAUGAAGUAGCAAGCCCCAGAAUUGUGGAGGCUAUCUAUGCAGAAUGUGUUCCAGUGCUGAUUUCAGACAGCUAUGUGCCCCCUUUCAGCGAUGUCCUGAAUUGGAAUUCAUUCUCAGUUCAGGUUGCGGUCAAGGACAUACCAAACAUCAAGAAGAUCCUGAUGGGCAUUUCUCAAAGGCAAUAUUUGAGAAUGCAAAGGAGAGUGAAACAAGUUCAAAGGCACUUCGUGGUGAAUGCAACUCCCAAGAGGUAUGAUGUCUUCCACAUGAUUACUCACUCUAUUUGGCUUCGAAGAUUAAACAUUCACGUUCAGGAUUUUGAUCAUUCUUGA
Molecule: messenger RNA, 1660 nt
Organism: Theobroma umbraticum
Lineage: Eukaryota; Viridiplantae; Streptophyta; Magnoliopsida; Malvales; Malvaceae
Product: putative glycosyltransferase At3g07620
Molecular function (GO): glycosyltransferase activity
Source: RefSeq, a predicted model, not a curated record